AUGAGCUAACUGAAGCAUAGAAUUACCUGCAUAAUGAUCUAUAAUACCCGAAGUCUUAAGAUUUCCCAACAUGUAAUUUAUCUGAAAACACCUUUGUUUUACCUUGUAAUAGGCAACAUAAACCAAAAUUUUAGGAAAAGGAAUGAAACACAUUGACUUGUCCCCAACUAAGGGUGUUUUGCUCCGCAUACAUUAGAGGUGCAAAUCCCAAAUUACUCAAUUAAGGGUAAUGCAAAUGGCAAAUUAGGAAUUCCACAGGUCAACUGGUGUGGGAGAAAUAAAGUCCCUUGGGACCCUGGACGACUCAAAUCUUUCCACAGGGUCCCAGCUUGACUAGUAGUGAUGUUAUGUUCCACGUCUAAUUACCUUAAAUACCAGCACUAUUUUUAUAGGACCACCAAAUAACUAAGAGAUCCUACUCAUUUAAGCACCACCAGUGGGGUGCCUCAUCCACCUCCCAAUUCCACCACAAAACAGCCGGAAACCGCCACACUGAUGGCCCACACUGUCUUCCAAACUCACCUAUCCUUUUUGUCAGUUAUCACUCUGAUCCUUCUUGUCCAAGCAAGACUCAACCUUUACUCACCCGAUCACAGUGCUCUUUUGCUUGCCCAAAAAGGCUUAGGCAUCUCUGAUAAACACAACGAUCUUGAGAACCCAUGUAACUCUGUUGGAAUAUCAUGUGAACGUCGACUCGCGAACAAUUCAUACGUACUAAGAGUCACCAGGGUCGUUUACAAAUCUUAUGGGCUGAAGGGUAUUCUGUCUCCUGCCAUUGGCAGGCUUUCUGAGCUCAAAGAACUGUCCCUCCAAAACAAUGAACUCUUUGACAGAAUACCAACUCAAAUUGUUGACUCCAGGAAACUGGAAAUCUUGAACCUCCAAAACAACCAAUUUUCUGGCAAAGUCCCAUCUGAAUUAUCAUCUCUAGUCCGCCUUCGUAUCCUUGACCUUGGCUCUAAUGAGUUAUCUGGGAACCUGAACUUCUUGACAUACUUUCCUAACCUUGAAAAACUAUCCCUUGCUGAUAAUAUGUUCACUGGCAAAAUACCUCAAUCAUUGAAAUCUUUCAGAAAUCUCCAGCUGCUAAACAUUUCAGGGAAUAGUUUCCUUGAAGGUCCGGUGCCUAUCAUGAGUCAAGUUGAACACUUAUCAGCAGACUUGAAUCGAAAAGAUUAUGUUCCUAAGCGUUACAUACUUGCUGAGAACGCACGAAGGCAUAGUCAUGGUCACGCAAUGGCACCACAAUCCAAUUCAGGAUAUGCCCAAGAUCCAGGACCUAGUACAGUUGUAGUACCAGUAAGGCACAAACAUAACAAGAUCAAAAGAAGGGUAGGCUCCUGGUUUCUUGGAUUCUUCGCUGGAGCUUUCGCUGGGGGCUUAACUGCGUUGGUCUUAGCCGUGCUCUUCAAGGUGCUUAUGUCUAUAAUCAGAGGGAGAAGUUAUGAUUCAGGCUUAACAAUUUUCAGUCCAUUAAUUAAGAAAGCCGAGGACUUGGCCUUUCUGGAGAAUGAAAACGGAUUUGAAUCACUAGAACUCAUUGGGGAAGGUGGAUGUGGAAAAGUUUAUAAAGCUGAGUUACCUGGAAGUAACGGAAAGAUUAUUGCUGUAAAGAAGAUCAUGCAACCCCCAAGGGAUGCUGCAGAACUCACCGAGGAAGAUAGCAAGGCUAUGCAUAAGAAAAUGCGCCAGAUUAAAUCAGAAAUCAAAAUUGUAGGUCAAAUCAGACACCGGAACUUGCUUCCCCUUCUGGCACAUAUGCCAAGACCAGACUGCCAUUACUUGGUCUAUGAGUACAUGAAAAAUGGGAGCUUACAGGAUAUCCUCCAGCAAGUCAGAGAGGGGACACGGGAGCUAGAUUGGCCGGCACGUCACCGAAUUGCAAUGGGAAUAGCUGCUGGACUCGAGUAUCUCCAUAUAAAUCAUACUCAGCGUAUAAUUCAUAGAGAUCUAAAGCCAGGAAAUGUCCUCCUUGAUGAUGACUUGGAAGGUCGAAUUGCGGACUUUGGCCUUGCAAAGGCUGUCCCAGAUGCUCAUACACAUAUUACAACUUCAAAUGUGGCAGGAACUAUAGGAUACAUCGCUCCAGAAUAUUAUCAGACACUGAAGUUCACAGAUAAGUGCGACAUAUACAGCUUCGGGGUGCUGCUAGGCGUGCUAGUUAUGGGAAAGCUUCCGUCAGAUGAGUUCUUCCAGACCACUUCUGAGAUGAGUUUAGUGAAAUGGAUGAGAAAUGUCAUGACUUCUGAGGAUCCAAAUAGAGCAAUUGAUCCAAAACUGAUGGGUAAUGGAAAUGAGGAGCAAAUGCUUUUGGUUCUCAAGAUUGCUUGCUUUUGUACCCUGGAGAAUCCAAAGGAGAGGCCUAACAGUAAGGAGGUUAGGUGCAUGUUGAUGCAGAUCAAGCAUUGAGUACGUAGUGGAUAACUUACAGUAAAUAAAAGUUGGUCAUGUAACUAAGAUAGUAUUCUUGUGUUAGACUUUCCUUGUGUAUUCUGUUACAUCUCCAAUACGAGAGACUGUCCUUGUGUACUCUGUUACGUCUCCAAUAUGAGAGACUGUCCUUGUGUUUUUUGUUACAUCUCUAAAAUGAGAAGUUUAUAUUUAGCAGUA
Molecule: messenger RNA, 2610 nt
Organism: Capsicum annuum
Lineage: Eukaryota; Viridiplantae; Streptophyta; Magnoliopsida; Solanales; Solanaceae
Product: leucine-rich repeat receptor-like serine/threonine/tyrosine-protein kinase SOBIR1
Exons: 1
Coding region: 496-2409 (637 amino acids)
Biological process (GO): protein phosphorylation
Molecular function (GO): protein binding; protein kinase activity; ATP binding
Source: RefSeq, a predicted model, not a curated record